AUCAGCAAUUCGAUAAGUCGUAAAAAAACCAUUGAAGCAGCCAGUAUAGUUAUAAUUGCAAUUAUUUGACAACAAUGAAAGUUGUUUAUGUGUUAAUUUUCUGUACAUCUUUAUAUGUUUUGGCAACUGAUGAUACUUCAGACGAUAGAAAGAAGCUUAAAGCUACAAACAUACUCAUUCAAGUACAUAUUGAUGAAGAGACCAUUUGGGACAAAAUCAAAUAUUUUGCUUGUCACAAUAAUUACUCAAUGGAGCAAUUGACUUUUAUAUUUGCACUACCUGAACAAGAUUAUGAUAAUAACCCAAUUACGCAGCAUAGAUUUGAGCGUGAAUUGCAAGUACAACUACUCAUAGGCUCAGGUUAUAAUGCCGAUCGGGUUCAUCAAAUUGCUCAUGAUCUAUUUAGUGUGAAUGCUCUUGGAAUGGAUCGAAGGAUAAUGUUAAAACCAGUUUUAAGAUUGUUAAUAAUCGAUAUUAUAAUACACCCAGGGAGCCACGAUGUUAAUUUUAGCUCCACAUGUCGAAUCAUAGGAUUAUUCAUGAGUACAAAAUUUCCAACAUCAUACACAAAAACAGCUGAUGUUUUAACGGACAAUACUUGUGUCAUAUGUCAUGGAGAGACAGACAUGAAGUCAUACAAAUACGUUGGAGCUUCCAUACAUGCUGUAGACAACGAUAACCAUGCGUUUGUAAAGGAUAGCAUAGUUCUUGAGUUAGGAUAAAUAUUUUUUAUACUCUCAGGUUUAUUUUA
Molecule: messenger RNA, 751 nt
Organism: Adelges cooleyi (spruce gall adelgid)
Lineage: Eukaryota; Metazoa; Arthropoda; Insecta; Hemiptera; Adelgidae
Exons: 11
Coding region: 75-722 (215 amino acids)
Source: RefSeq, a predicted model, not a curated record